ACUCUCUCUCGUGCCUCUAUUUUCCCCUUCUCCUUUCACUUUCACCUAACACUCUUCCAGUUCUUUAAUUUUUCUUUGGUGAUUUGCCAUUGUAGAAUGAGUGCUCUGCUGCCUGGCCCCAAAAUCACAUCUCUUUCUCUCACUUAUUUGGUCUCAAACCAUUACAUAAAGUAUGACUUAAAUAAAUGACUGAAAUAAACUCAUUCUCAGCAGCACACCAACACGACACUUUUUAGUUUUUAUUAAUUCUCUACUCCCUCCCCUUUUUUCUGUUACUAUAAAUUAAAUGGUACAGUCAUAGAAUGGAAUAACAGAAAUCCCUCUUAUUAUUUUUUUUUUGUUUCUUCUCUCCAACAAAGUUUUAUUAAACAAAAAAGAAAAAGAGAGAACACAAGCCUCUUUUUUUCCCCCUUUAUUUCUCUUACUGCGGCUCUGCCUCUGCCGCUGCUAACGUUGUUUGCUGACAAAUUUCAGAAAAAGAGUAAAAAAGAGAGCCACCACCUCCUACAAUAUUCUUGAUUUUUCUCUCUCGUUUCUCAUUUCACUUUAGCUAAAUGGGUAUUUGGAGCAACCUAGUUGUGCUCCUUGUUAUUUUCCCUUUUUGUACAUCAGAUCCAAACGAUGAGAUGUGCUUGACUCAUCUCAGUCAAUCUUUACAAGACCCUCUGAAGAAUCUUCAAAACUGGACUAAAUCCUCUUUCGCUAAACCUUGUGAUGGGUUCACUUCAUAUCUACAAGGGGCAACUUGUAACAAUGGCCGAAUCUACAAAUUAUCCCUUUCCAAUCUCUCGCUUAAAGGUACCAUUUCUCCUUAUCUCUCUAAUUGCACCAAUCUACAAGCUCUUGACCUCUCCUCCAACGCAAUAUCCGGCCCAAUACCUCUAGAACUCCAAUUCCUAGUCAAUCUGGCUGUUCUCAACCUCUCAGCUAAUCAACUUUCAGGCCCAAUUCCUGAACAGCUCGCCAUUUGCGCUUACCUCAACGUCAUCGAUCUUCAUGAUAAUCAGCUUAAUGGGCUUAUCCCCCAGCAACUAGGCCUCCUUGUACGGCUAUCCGUUUUCGACGUAUCCAACAAUAGAUUAUCGGGUCCGAUACCAGCCUCACUGGGUAACCGGAGCGGAAACUUGCCCCGAUUCAAUGCCAGUUCGUUUGAUGGGAAUAAGGAUCUUUACGGGUACCCAUUGCCACCCAAAAAGAGUAAUGGGCUAUCAGUUUUGGCAAUUGUAGGGAUCGGAUUAGGAAGUGGAUUCUUGAGUUUGGUGCUAAGUUUUACUGCUGUUUGCAUAUGGUUGAGAGUUACUGAGCAAAAAUUGGAUGCUGAAGAAGGAAAAAUCAGUCAUCUUAUGCCUGAUUAUUGAAGAAACACAAAAUCAUACUUUUCAGAUUACAGGUGCUUAAUUUCUACUCCAUCCGAUUGCUUUUGCCUAAUUCUGAAUGGACUUUGCACUCUUUGAGAAAUAAUGCCUGAAGUAAAUAUUUUGUGGGAGAAUAGUAUGAAAAAACAAAUUAUUAAUUUAAAAUAAAUAUUAAAAUUAUAGUUUUAUUUAA
Solanum pennellii is the source of this 1548-nucleotide messenger RNA. RefSeq names its product receptor-like protein 44. The transcript is spliced from 2 exons. The coding region runs from base 555 to 1358 and encodes 267 amino acids. NCBI's taxonomy places the organism in Eukaryota, Viridiplantae, Streptophyta, Magnoliopsida, Solanales, Solanaceae. The record is from RefSeq and is a predicted model, not a curated record. Gene Ontology annotation, molecular function: protein binding.